Coffea eugenioides is the source of this 2993-nucleotide messenger RNA. RefSeq names its product protein OBERON 3. The record is from RefSeq and is a predicted model, not a curated record. Gene Ontology annotation, cellular component: nucleus. The transcript is spliced from 3 exons. NCBI's taxonomy places the organism in Eukaryota, Viridiplantae, Streptophyta, Magnoliopsida, Gentianales, Rubiaceae. The coding region runs from base 133 to 2679 and encodes 848 amino acids.
GAGAGAGAAAAGUAAGACAGAACAGCUAUGGAGUCAAGAGCUGAACCUUUCCAUUAGCCCUCAGAUUCUUCCCAAAUUACUGAACUGCCCUUCACUCUCUCUUCCUCCCUGCUCUUGUUUAAUUGAACUGUGAUGAUGAAAGAGAAAGAGAAUUCAAGUGAGUCAGAGAACAAGAACCAGAAUAAGAAUAUUAUUAGUGAGGAAAAGGGAAAAAAUAAUGAGAACCCAGAUGUGAAAAAUGGAUUUUUAGAAAAGGGUAUUGAUUUUUUGAGAGAAUCAUCUGAGAAAAUUAUGAGAAAUUUUGAGGGUUCUGGUUCUGUAUCGGGUGUUCCUUGUGAGUCUAGAAAGAGUGGAAAUUCUGGUGCUCAAGAGCUUACUCUAAGCUAUCUUUGUGAGAAUGCUAAAGAUGGUGGUGCUUCUGGUAAAAAUUUGUUUGACAAGAUAGGGUGUAAUGGAGCUGGUGGAAGUAGUUAUAAAGGGAAAGAGAUAGUUGUUUCUGAGGAUCAAAAUGAGGAAAAUAAUAGGUGGGUUGAGAGGGAUUUUCUUCAUUUGAAUGAGAAUAGGGGGAUUUCUUGUAAGAGAGAAGUUGAAGAAAAUGGGGAAAACGAGGUAGAGAUUAGGGAAAAGAAGCCUAGGAUGGAAACAUUGAAUCUGUCUUUAGCUCUGCCUGAUGUUUCGCUGUCUUUAGCUGGGUCGAAUAGAGUUCUAAACGGGGAUCACACCGUUCAGAAUGGCGAUUUCCCUUCUCGCUUGAGGUCUAGUAGGAGUGUGCAGUCGCUUGAACCAGCGAAUAACAUUACAAGGACUGCAACAACUUAUUCAAAUGAUUUUUCAGCAGCCUCGAUGUCUUACUCUUACUCCCAUCCUUAUUCCCACAAUCCAAGCUGCUCACUCACGAGGAAUUCAACAGAGUAUUAUGAAUACUCCACAGGGAGUCAUAGGAGGGACUGUGAUCAGAUUUGGAAUGCUGGAGAGGGGACUAAUGGGUCGGUCCAUAGCCGGUUUAGGCCUAUUGGUGAUGGAACUGUGGCAUUGUCUAAUCCUGGUCCUGGAGGUGUUACACUGGGGAAUUGUGUGGUGAAUAAGGAUACAGGUAAUAAUAGCAUACAUAGGGCUACAAGUUCUGAUAAUAUUUCAUUUUUUCCAUCUGAGCUGCCUGCAAGGCCGAGGUUGGAUGCUCAAUCAGGUGAUUCUAGGGGAAGAGGCUCUGAGAAUUUUAGAGGUUUGGAGAGUUUGGAUGGAGGAAGAGCUCGUAAGCCUUCUAGGCCUGAGAGGAUACUUCGAGAAAUUGUCUCGGAGUCUAUUUCUGUCAUGUCUCAGAUAGUUCAGGAGCUCCCUGAGGAAACUAUUGAAUCUACAAAAGAGUACUUGAAGAAUCUCAUAGCAAAACCUGAGAGGAAAGAUGAAUUGAUGGGCCUCCAGAGCAGGCUUGAUAGGCGGUCUGAUCUGACCAGUGAAACUCUUUCCAAGGCUCACAAAAUCCAACUUGACAUUUUGGUUGCAAUCAAAAUGGGUCUUGCAGCCUAUUUAUCAAGCAAGAUUUGCCUUCCUACUUCCGAACUGAUCGAUAUAUUCUUGCUUGAGCGGUGUCGAAAUAUAAAUUGCAAGAGGCUAUUACCUGUUGAUGACUGUGACUGCAAGAUUUGCUCAACAAAGAAAGGAUUCUGCAGUGAAUGCAUGUGUCCUGUUUGUCUCAAAUUUGACUGUGCUGCCAACACCUGCAGUUGGGUUGGCUGUGAUGUCUGCUCGCAUUGGUGUCACGCUACUUGUGGCAUUGAGAAAAAUCUGAUAAGGCCAGGUCCUAGCUUGAAGGGACCAUCUGGGACAACUGAGAUGCAGUUUAACUGUCUUGGUUGUGGUCAUGCUUCAGAGAUGUUUGGGUUUGUUAAGGAUGUAUAUAUGAAUUGUGCAAGGGAAUGGGGCCUAGAGACCCUUAUAAAAGAGCUUGACUGUGUUAGGAAAAUCUUUCGUGGUAGUGAGGAUCGAAAAGGCAAGGAGCUCCAUCUUAAGGCUGAUGAGAUGCUUUCCAAGUUACAGAGCAAGGUGCUGUCGCCUUUAGAUGCAUGCGGUUUCAUCUUUCAGUUCUUCAAUUAUGCAGAUGCAUUCCCAGACCUUACCACUUUGACUAUUCCUUCAAAGGAUGUGCCUAGUCAGGUUAGCCUUAGGAAUGAUGUGUCUGCUUUUCCAGCAUCAAACAUUCUUUUUGGAAAAUCUUCCUUCUCUUGUUUGGGCUCUUCAAGCGGAAGAAAAGAUAUGUUACCUGUUGAUCUUCAUCAAAAUGAUGUGAAAACUCCUCUCGUAGUUGAGAAUAAGAUGAUUGAGGAUGAAUGGUCUGUGAAGCCAUUGAAGAAAGAUGGUUUUGACAGUUUGGAAAGCAUUGUGCUGGUAAAAGAAGCAGAAGCCAGGAUGUUCCAGGGCCGAGCAGAUGAGGCACGGAGUGAGGCAGAGGGUUUCAGACGAAUGAUUAGGAUGAAAUUUGAAAAAUUAGAAGAGGAGUAUGCUGAGAAGCUUGCUAAACUCUGCUUGCAGGAAACUGAGGACAGGCGGAGGAAAAAGUUUGAGGAGCUCAAAAUUUUAGAAGGCUCGCAUUGUGAUUACUACCAAAUGAAGAUGAGGAUGCAUGCCGAGAUUGGUGGCUUGUUGAAGAGAAUGGAGGCAACGAAACAACAAUGGGUCUAAUGAUUCUCUUUAUUUAUCAUUUGUUUUUCUCUAGUGACAUUGGUUGCAAUUAGAUGACAUUAACUUUAGCUUUUCCUCUGUUGCCCACUACUGGGUCUUGUUUGCUUUUUCCAACUGCAGAUUAAAUGGUUGUAUUUCUAUUUUAAAAUUUUCAAUCUUCCUUUUCAUUGUCCUCUUGGCAGCAUAGUGUUGAUAUUAAUGAUCGUCGAUAUGUAAGAUGAGGAAUAUGUGAUGAUGUUGAACAAUGCAAAAAGCAUUGCAUUUGUAGUAUGCCUGAUCAAGAAGUAAAGCUUUUCUGCAGUCUAUUGUGCUAA